Branchiostoma belcheri (Belcher's lancelet) is the source of this 1684-nucleotide messenger RNA. RefSeq names its product high mobility group protein 20A-like. The record is from RefSeq and is a predicted model, not a curated record. NCBI's taxonomy places the organism in Eukaryota, Metazoa, Chordata, Leptocardii, Amphioxiformes, Branchiostomatidae. The transcript has 10 exons. The coding region runs from base 132 to 1259 and encodes 375 amino acids. Gene Ontology annotation, biological process: regulation of gene expression. Gene Ontology annotation, cellular component: nucleus.
AAGAACCUAUCUUUACUAACAAACUCGGUUGCGCCAUUUUGGUAGUGAUGAUUCCAAGUCGAAAGUGUGAAAAAUAACCUUUGUUCCUGCAAAAUCGGCGGUGAAAUCAUACUAGAAAUUCAAGAAAAAGGAUGGAUCUGGGUGAUUCGAACUCGUCCCAGGGCCUCCUCCCUAAUUCCGGAUCGUCCACCGCCCUGCACACCGGCCUGCUCAACUUUGAGGGAAUUGACGAUGAAGUUUCCAAGGAGAGUAAUGACUUAACAGUAGAUGCAAGUUUCACAGGUGAUGGACCAAAUUUCUCUGGUCGUGGCCAAACGUUGAGCAACCCUGAGUAUGUGACAGAUCUUUCACAAGUUGAACUGUUGCAGAAUGAAGGAGGAGCAGACAACACUGGCACAGCAGUACAAGAGGGGCAGAAAGAAGAGCAACCCCAACCAGUGAAGAAGAAAGGCGGAUGGCCGAAGGGGAAGAAGAGAAAACGAGUCACGAAGGACGUGAACGCGCCCAAGGCCCCGCUGACUGGUUAUGUCCGUUUCCUGAACGAGAGGCGAGAAAAGAUGCGCCAGGACAAUCCCAACGUGCCGUUUCCCGAGAUAACCAGGAUGUUAGGCAACGAGUGGAGCAAACUGGCGCCACACGAGAAACAGCAAUACUUAGAUGAGGCAGAAAAAGACAAAGAGAGGUACAUGAAGGAGUUGGAAGAAUAUCAGCAGACAGAGGCCUACAAACUCUUCCAGAAAAAACAGCAAGAGAAAAAGAAAAAAGAUGAUGACACAGGUGCAGUUAACGGAGAGCAGGAUGACAAAGAAGACGAGGUCCCAACGUUUGACGUGCCUAUCUUCACAGAGGAGUUUCUGGACCACAAUAAAGCGAGAGAAGUAGAGCUGAGACAGUUGAGGAAAUCCAACACAGAAUACGAGGAACAGAACGCCAUUCUACAGAAGCACAUAGAGAACAUGAAAACAGCUAUAGAGAAGCUGGAAGUGGAAGCCAUGCAACAGAAAAACAACAACCUGGCCCUACAGCAACACCUGGACGCCCUGAGGAACACCCUGUAUCAAAACUUCAGUAGCUUACCGCUACCAGGUAUGGCCUCUUUCCCCUCAGGAAGCGGAGAGGUGCCAACCCUGGAGACCAUCGACGGCUACAUGGCCAAACUACACAACAUGAUCCUGGAGAACCCCCAACAACACGAGAGCCUCAUCCAGCAAGUACGGGAGGUGGUGGGGCGACUAGACUAUCAGGGGGAGAAACUAUAGCAAGCAGCCACAGGGACAGUGGAGAAGGUGUACAUGUGAUCACCAACUGGCAAAUACUGCUCACAAACUUUGUCAUUCCCAAGGACCAAAAUGAGCACUGUGGAAGGAGAAAAAUAGUUGUAACAAGUCUUUUGCCACUGUAACUUCCUAUUAUGGAAGAGGGCAACGUUCUAUUGAAAUUUGAUGGGAAUAAAACAUUUUUUACUGGUAAGUAAUGUAAAAUCUCUCCACACUUUGUAGGGCAAUUUGAUAUGCUCGAAUGCUUUGUUUUGCAUUAAAAUUCUCAGUAUGAGAUGCAACCAACUAUACCUUUACCUUUUACUUUGUCAAAUAUUCCUUAGGGUCAACAGAAGUAUACCUACAGUCAAACCUGUACAAGUGGAAGUGACCACCCUGUGUAUAAGGCCUAUAUGGCCAUUAUGUCC